AUGGGAAACUGUUGCUCUACUGAGGCUUCGUCUAUCGUAACGCGACGCUCGAAUACCAAGAACGAGGUCUAUACUACUGCACCAUACGCUGCUCUUUCGUCUAGUCCACAUAAACUUGCAGCAACUACGGAUGAUACGACGUGUGUGCAGUUGCAUAAGGACAAGAAUCCAGCAUCAUCAUCAUCAUCAUCAUCAUUGUCACGUUCUCCGUCUUCUUUCCUGCCAUUUUCAAGACACGUAGACACACACGACGAGACACAAGUGGAUGAGUUUGUCCCACCUCCUUGUCCUAGUAAUAAGCACAUGGAGAAUACGCAUCACGUUAAGAUUGGAGACUAUAAUUUACGUUAUUCCUACUAUUCUAAACGUGGCUAUUAUCCAGAAGCGAGAGAGAAGGCAAAUCAGGACAGUUAUUACUGCGAGACGCACUUUGCUGGAGAUGAUCAAAAGGCUUUUUUUGCAGUUUUUGACGGUCAUGGACAAUAUGGAGACAUUUGCUCUCAAUUUGCAGCCGAGCAGCUACCAGAGAACAUUAUCAAGAACUUUGAACAAAAUAUCGGCAUCUUACCAGCUCUCUCAAAGGCCCAUCUUCAGACUAACAUUGCCAUGCAUGAGGCAAGCUUUGACGACUCGAUGAGCGGCACAACGUCGAUUUCCGUGCUCUUUUGUGGCAAUGAAAUUCACGUCUCGAACGUCGGUGAUUCGAGGGCAAUCAUUGCUCAGGAGAAUCUCAAGGCGUCUAAACGUGAGGGUGAAGCUAAUUUGGUUGCCAAGCCGCUAUCGAUCGACCAGACGCCCUUUCGCCAGGACGAGCGUGUUCGUGUAAAGAAAUGUGGCGCGCGUAUCUUGACAGUGGAUCAAGUAGAAGGCUUGGAGCCUAUUCACGAAAAUUGGGGCUUAUCGCUUGGUGACGAAAUUGACGAGAAUGGAGACCCACCGCGUAUCUGGCAUCCCUACGGACAGUACCCCGGAACUGCUUUCACACGCAGUAUUGGAGACUUGGUGUCUAAAGAGCUUGGCGUGACAGCUGAGCCAGAAAUUCUAUGCAAGAGUCUGAAUCCGCACGAUAAGUUUAUUAUCGUGGCGAGUGACGGUGUGUUCGAAUUCCUCACGAGCCAGAAUGUCGUUGACAUUGUGAAGCAGUAUGAGAACCCGUCUGAGGCGUGCCAUGCGCUCGUCGAGGAGGCAUAUAACCGUUGGCUUCAGUUUGAAGUGCGAACGGAUGACAUCACGGCAGUGUGCAUCUUUCUAGAUGGUGUGACUCCCGCGAAGGAACGUGAUGGUCCUCGCGGGAGUAUUUACGUCGGUGGAGAGGUUUUGGAUCUGCAAUCUAUGCAAAGACCAGUACGUGGUAUCACCAAGAACCACACACGCAGAAAUACAAUUGUGGGAACGGAUGCGAUUCGUUUAUCGCUUGCAGAAGCGUUUUUGGAUGAUGAUGAUGACAAACCUGGGAAGCUUCCGAGUUUGAUUGAGAGCGACGGAAAGUCAGAGGAAGAAGAGGAGUGGUUCAAGAAGGCUGUUCAGGGCAGUUUUCUUUUCAACCACCUGGGCGAUAAAAAGAUCCACGAAGUAAUUUCUGUACUGAAAAGACUAGAGUUCAAGGCUGGCGACAUUGUGAUGCGCCAAGGAGUUCCGGGUAACACGUUUUAUCUGGUGGAAUCCGGUGAAUUUGAGGCUCGCCACAUCAGCGAUAAAAUUGUUGAUGUUUCACUCGAGAAGGGUUUAUCACCGGAAAUGUAUGGAGAGGUGGUUCAAUUGUACAGAGCUACCAAUUCCUUCCAUCCUACGUUUGGUGAGCUGGCGCUUUUUUACCCGAAGCCUCGCGUAGACACAAUUGUUGCAAAGACAAAGGGUACGCUGUGGGCGCUUGAUCGAAUUGCUUUUCGUUCUAUUUUGAUGCGGGGACGACCACUGCGCGAUGUUGUUCGGAGGCUCCGCCAAAUUAGCUUAUUACGCCCACUUACUGUUGCCCAGACCAACCUCGUUGCAGAAGAGAUGCGUGCUGUUGUGUUUGAACCAAACCAAGUUGUCCUCCACGAGGGAAUGACAGAGCCCGGUUUUUUCCUUAUCACCAGUGGUCGCAUUGAAUCGACCUCAAAAAUGGAUAACGUGGCACCCCUUGAACUUAAGACGUUUGAUUAUUUUGGAGAAAUUGCUCUAGUUUGUAAACGGUCGAUCAGCCGACGCUCUAUCCGAGCUAUUGAGCGCACGGAGUGCCUCUUCAUCAGAAAAGAUGCACUGGAAUUGGCCGUUGGCAAGUUGUCUUUGAUAUUAGAGAAGGACAAACUGCGUCGGGCGCGGAAGACGAGGAUUGCUGAGUUGCAAAAGGAGGCGACGACAAGUGCGUUUGUCCAGUAUGACAACGAGACGAAGACAAACAUGCCCAAGUCCAUUAAUGACUUGGAGGUUGUCGGAAGCGUAAUAUCUGACUUGAUUAAUACUGUCCGUCUGGUGGAAGUCAAGGGCUCGUCUCCUUCAGAGUACUUGACGUUGCGGUCGGUGAGCAAGCAAGCAAUUGUUGACGCUGGUAUGCAAAAGCACGUCAGUGGCGAGCGUGACAUCUACGUCUCUCUUUACGAAAAGAAUGCGCUCGUACCACAGCUUCUUGGAAUGAAUUCGAACGAUUCGGAUAUCCAUAUGCUGUACGACACGCAAAUCGUGGGCACCCUGGAAAGUUUUUUGGAUGGCGAGGCGCACGGAGAGUCUUUCGUUCGCUACUAUGCUGCACAAGUAGUGAUGGCGCUCGAGUUCAUGCAUGUGGAAGGCGUUGUUUCGCGAACAGUUGACCCCACGAACCUCAUGGUCGAUCGUAGUGGAAACCUCCGCAUGAUCAACUUGAGACUUUCCAAGUAUGUUGGUCGUGGCCGGACCUACACUGUCUGUGGUACUCCCGAGUACCUGGCCCCGGAGCAAAUUACUGGCGAAGGCCACAACAUCGCUGCGGAUUACUGGGCACUUGGUGUGCUCAUGUACGAAAUGCUGACUGGUGCGACGCCCUUUACUCGAGAAAACGAGAACGAUUUGGAGAUUCUGAAUGACAUCGCAUCAUUCCACCCGGAUCAUCUGUCUUGGCCUGAGCACACAAGUGCAGAGCUGAAGGAUAUCAUCGAGAAUCUUCUCAGGCCUGACCUCAGACAGCGUCUCGGAUACUCGGAAGUCCGCGCGGGCGCCUGCGAGCCGAUUAAGAAGCACGCGUUUUUUGCUGGAACCGCGUGGGAAGCCACAAAGAUGGGCUCGUUCUCGGCACCACUUGAGCCCGAGGCUGCAUCAGAAUUCAAGCAGAUUGCAGCUAGCGGAAGCCAAGAAAACCUGAAUAUUGGAAGCGUGUAUACAGGCGACGUUGAUUGGCUUGUUGGGUUCUAG
Messenger RNA from Peronospora belbahrii, 3366 nucleotides. The record is from the annotation of a GenBank genome assembly. NCBI's taxonomy places the organism in Eukaryota, Oomycota, Peronosporomycetes, Peronosporales, Peronosporaceae.